GGAGAGCGGAAGCUGCAACUGCAAAGUUGUAUUUUACACGAACUCUUAGCAAUUUGAAUAUUUUUUAUAAAAAGUCGUAUUUACUGUAAUCGAGAAGACAGGUGUAAUUUGGGGUUAUAAAAAAAUCGUUUUAGAACUAAUUGGACACUGAUAUUUGUGUUUCUUUUGUUGGGGAAUUUCUUAUUUUUUUAAAAGAUGCACAUCAAAUCAAUUAUAAUCGAGGGGUUCAAAUCUUACGCCCAGAGGACUGAGAUCAACGGGUUUGAUCCGCUUUUCAACGCCAUCACCGGAUUAAAUGGCAGCGGCAAGUCCAACAUCCUUGAUUCGAUUUGUUUUCUACUGGGAAUAUCCAACCUGACUCAGGUGCGUGCCUCUAAUCUCCAGGAUUUGGUGUACAAAAAUGGUCAAGCAGGGAUUACCAAAGCGACUGUUUCCAUUACCUUUGACAAUUCUGACAAGAAGCAGAGUCCACUGGGGUUUGAGGCCCAUGAUGAAAUCACUGUCACCAGACAGGUUGUUAUCGGUGGUAGAAACAAGUACCUCAUCAAUGGGGUAAAUGCGAACAAUACCCGUGUGCAGGAUCUGUUCUGUUCAGUUGGGCUCAAUGUAAACAAUCCCCACUUCCUUAUAAUGCAGGGGAGAAUUACAAAGGUCCUUAACAUGAAGCCUCCAGAGAUUCUAGCAAUGAUUGAAGAAGCAGCUGGGACCAGGAUGUAUGAAUGCAAGAAAACUGCUGCACAUAAAACCAUUGAGAAGAAGGAGGCCAAGCUGAAGGAAAUUCAGACGAUCUUAGAAGAAGAGAUCACACCAACCCUGCAUAAACUGAAGGAGGAACGAUCCUCGUAUUUGGAGUAUCAGAAGGUAAUGAGGGAGAUAGAGCACCUUAGCCGUCUGUAUGUAGCCUACCUGUUUGUGUGUGCUGAGGAAACCAAGGUUAAAUCAGCUGAAGACCUAAAGGAGAUGCAGGACUCUAUUGGCAAACUGCAGCAGAACAUGGCAGAGAAUGAGAGGAAAGUGAAGGAGCUCUCCCAGGAAAUAGCAGAGCUGGAGAAAAAGAGGGAUAAGGAUGUGGGUGGAGUCCUGCGGUCCCUGGAGGACACCCUUUCAGAGGUCCAGCGAGUUGACACCAAAGCACAGAGCGCCCUCGACCUGAAGAAGCAGAACCUGAAAGGGGAAGAAAAGAAGCGGAAAGAGUUGGUCAACAGCAUGGGAGAGGAUCAAAAAGCCCUAGCUGCGAAGGAGAAGGAAGUGAAGAAGAUUACUGGUGGACUGAGUGCCAUGCAAGAGGCAAGUCAGCAAGAUGCUGAUGCCCUGACUGCAGCCCAGCAGCACUUCAAUGCGGUGUCAGCAGGGCUGUCUAGCAACGAGGAUGGGGAAGAGGCCACUCUGGCAGGGCAGAUGAUGACCUGUAAAAAUGACAUAAGCAAAGCUGAGACUGAGGCCAAACAGGCCCAGAUGAAGCUGAAGCACGCUCAGCAAGAGUUGAAGACCAAGCAGGCUGAAGUUAAAAAGAUGGAUAACGGAUACAAAAAGGACCAAGAUGCUUUUGAAGCUGUGAAGAAGUGCAAAGAGAAACUGGAUACUGAAAUGAAAAAGCUGAACUAUGAAGAUGGAAUGGAGGAGAAUCUGAUAGAGAAACGAAAGCAGCUUUCACGUGGUGUCAACCAAUUGAGAGAGGAGUAUGAGUCUCUUAUGGCCAGAUUCCCAAACUUAAGAUUUGAAUACAUAAAUCCUGAGAAGAACUGGGAUGAAAGACGUGUAAAGGGACUUGUUGCAAAUCUAAUUGCAGUAAAAGACAUCUCCACCUCCACUGCCCUAGAAGUAGUGGCAGGAGGGCGUCUCUAUAAUGUGGUUGUGGACACUGAGGUGACUGGUAAGAAGCUAUUGGAGAAAGGUGAACUAAAACGGCGAUACACUAUUAUCCCUUUGAACAAAAUUUCUGCCUUCUGUAUUAAUGAUAACACUGUAAAGACAGCCAAGAGCCUGGUUGGCGCUGAUAAUGUACACACUGCCCUGUCCUUGGUUGGAUAUGAAUCAGAACUUCAUAAAGCCAUGCAAUAUGUUUUUGGAUCCACUCUGGUGUGUGAUUGCCUUGAUAAUGCCAAAAAAGUGACCUUCGACAAGAGGGUCAUGACAAAAACUGUCACACUUGGGGGAGACUCCUUUGACCCCCAGGGAACUCUGAGUGGAGGUGCCCGCACCCAGACUGCUUCAGUUCUGUCUAAACUACAGGAGCUGAAGGAUGUCCAGGAUAACCUGAGGACUAAAGAAGCUGAGCUGCAGGCUGUGGAGAAGCAACUGAGCAACCUGAAGGGAAUUGCAGAGAAGUACAGACAGCUUAAACAACAGUUGGACAUGAAAACUGAAGAGGCAGACAUUUUGCAGACCAAACUUCAGCAGAGCUCCUACCACAAACAGCAAGAGGAACUAGAUGCACUCAACAAGACUAUCGAGGAAAGUGAAGAGGUCCUUAAGAAAACCAAGGAGGUGCAGAAGAAAGCCGAGGAGAAAUACAAAGUGCUGGAAAACAAAAUGAAAAAUGCUGAGGCAGAGCGUGAGAAGGAGCUCAAAGAGGCUCAGCAGAAACUGAAUGCAGCUAAAAAGAAGGCAGAUGUCUCUAAUAAAAAGAUGAAGGAAAAGCAGCAGGAAGCUGAUGCCUUGGUUCUGGAACUGGAGGAACUGAAGAGGGAGCAGGCUGCCUACGAGCAACAGAUCGAGGCUGUGGAUGAAGCUGUGAAAUCCAUUCAGCAGCAGAUUGACAGUAUGGUUUCUGAAGUUUCCAAAAAUAAGGAAGCCGUCAAGAAGGCCCAAGAGGAUCUUGCCAAACAGAAAGAAAUAAUCCUGACACAAGACAAGGAAAUCAAAAGCAAAUUGUCUGAGGCAUCGAAACUCGGAGAAGAGAACAAUGAUGCUCAACUUAAAAUAAAAGAGCUGGAGCAUAACAUCAACAAGCAUAAAAAGGAUAGUGCUGAUGCAGCGGCUAGGGUGGCAAAGAUGCUUGAUGAGUAUGAGUGGAUUGCUACAGAAAAGCAUCUCUUUGGACAGCCCAACACAGCCUAUGACUUUAAAACCAACAACCCCAAGGAAGCUGGCCAGCGACUUAAAAAAUUACAAGAGACUAAGGAGAAGCUGGGAAGAAACGUCAAUAUGAGGGCAAUGAACAUGCUCAGUCAGGCUGAAGAGAGGUACAAUGACCUGAUGAAGAAGAAAAGAAUUGUUGAGAAUGAUAAAUCCAAAAUCCUUACAACUAUUGAAGAGCUGGACCAAAAGAAAAAUGAGGCUCUUAACAUUGCAUGGCAAAAGGUGAACAAAGACUUUGGCUCCAUCUUCUCCACCUUGCUGCCAGGAGCAGAUGCAAGACUGGCUCCACCUGAAGGUAAAAGUGUCCUUGAUGGCUUGGAAUUCAAAGUUGCUCUUGGAAACACCUGGAAAGAAAAUCUAACUGAACUUAGUGGGGGUCAAAGGUCUCUGGUAGCCUUGUCUCUGAUCUUGGCCAUGCUCCUCUUUAAGCCGGCCCCAAUCUACAUUCUAGAUGAGGUGGAUGCUGCUCUGGACCUCUCUCACACACAGAACAUUGGCCAGAUGCUGCGGACGCACUUCCGACACUCACAGUUCAUAGUGGUGUCUCUCAAGGAUGGCAUGUUCAACAAUGCCAAUGUUCUGUUCAAGACCAAAUUCGUGGAUGGAGUGUCUACGGUGGCAAGGUUUGCUCAGAGCCAGAACGGGGUCAGCAAGGCUGGGCAGAGCAGACCAGACAAAACAAAAUCAAAAGACAAGCACAGACAGCACACAGAGAACUGAACUGGCUUCAUUGACCUACAAACUCUUGCAUGUAUCCUGAACAUGUCCUUAUCUUUGUAGAUUAACUGCCUUUGUUAUACACCAAAAACCUUUGCAUUAGGGGUGUGCAGGACUUCAGUCUUACGACUUUGAAGCAGAUCUGUUAGACUGUUUGUUUGUUUUUUACCAUUCUUGUCUAAUCUAAAAACAUUGGACUAUUGGUCCUAAGUAUAAAGGGAUUAAUGCAAAGAUCCCUAGAAGUGUAUCUGAUGUUUUUUUGUUGUUUUGACAUAGUCUCCGAUGCAUUUUACCUUUUAAUCCAUGCUUCUCAUGUCCAUUUCUUUAUAUGAUACUCUCCAUUUUGUUUUCUUUUCUCUUGUUUUCAGUAAAACUU
Polyodon spathula (Mississippi paddlefish) is the source of this 4174-nucleotide messenger RNA. RefSeq names its product structural maintenance of chromosomes protein 2. Gene Ontology annotation, cellular component: chromosome. The transcript is spliced from 24 exons. Gene Ontology annotation, molecular function: ATP binding; ATP hydrolysis activity; protein binding. Lineage: Eukaryota; Metazoa; Chordata; Actinopteri; Acipenseriformes; Polyodontidae. Gene Ontology annotation, biological process: chromosome organization. The coding region runs from base 196 to 3801 and encodes 1201 amino acids. The record is from RefSeq and is a predicted model, not a curated record.